AUGACCAGACCUGAUCUUGCAUUCUCAGUUCAGAAGUUGAGCCAAUAUAUGCAUUGCCCCAAGGAGUCACACAUGGAUGCAACACUCAGGGUGGCCAGAUACAUUAAGGAAGCUCUAGGCCUUGGACUAUUCAUGUCAUCAGAAGUUACAAAGCAACUCCUUGCCUACUGUAACUCAGACUGGGGAGCAUAUCUAGAGACUAGGAGGUCUGUCACUGGAUACUUAAUCAAAUUUGGUGGAGCUCUUAUCUCUUGGAAGUCUAAGAAACAAGAGACAGUCUCCAGAAGUUCAGCAAAGGCUGAAUUCAGGAGCAUGGCAAACUGUGCAGCUGAGGUAACUUGGCUGAUUGGAUUGUUCAGAGAUCUUGGAUUUCAAGUUGAUCUUCCAGUUAGAAUGGUAUGUGACAGCGAGUCGGCAAUACAAAUUGCAGUAAAUCCAAUCUUCCAUGAAAGGACCAAACACAUAGACAUAGAUUGUCAUUUUGUAAGGGAAAAGAUCUGUCAAGGAACUCUAGAAACUGAAUUCACCCACACUAAAGAUUAG
Solanum dulcamara is the source of this 543-nucleotide messenger RNA. RefSeq names its product secreted RxLR effector protein 161-like. Bases 1 to 543 code for a protein of 180 amino acids. NCBI's taxonomy places the organism in Eukaryota, Viridiplantae, Streptophyta, Magnoliopsida, Solanales, Solanaceae. The record is from RefSeq and is a predicted model, not a curated record. The transcript has a single exon.